Molecule: messenger RNA, 2631 nt
Organism: Lathyrus sativus (Indian pea)
Lineage: Eukaryota; Viridiplantae; Streptophyta; Magnoliopsida; Fabales; Fabaceae
Source: the annotation of a GenBank genome assembly
AUGGGAGCUAUUGCGGGGGAAGAGUUGUCGAAAUGGGAGAAGAUACAAGGAGGGAUGAGUGGUUGUGAAGAGAAGAUCCUUGUCUUACUGAGGCUUAGGCCUUUGAGUGAGAAGGAAAUUUCUGGGAAUGAAUCUGCAGAUUGGGAAUGUAUUAAUGAUACUACGAUCUUGUAUCGGAACACGCUGCGCGAGGGUUCUACAUUUCCAAGUGCUUACACAUUUGACAGAGUAUUUCGGGGUGACUGUGCUACACGGCAGGUAUAUGAGGAAGGAGCCAGAGAAAUUGCUCUUUCAGUUGUUGGUGGAAUUAACUCAAGUAUUUUUGCAUAUGGGCAAACAAGCAGUGGAAAGACGUACACUAUGGUUGGAAUAACUGAAUAUGCUGUAGCAGAUAUUUUUGACUACAUAAAAAGGCAUGAAGAAAGAGCCUUUGCAUUGAAAUUCUCAGCAAUUGAAAUUUACAAUGAAAUUGUUAGAGACCUCCUCAGCACCGAUAACACUCCACUUAGGCUACGUGAUGAUCCUGAGAAAGGACCCGUUUUAGAGAAACUUACAGAAGAGACUCUACGGGACUGGGGGCAUUUGAAAGAGCUACUAUCCUUUUGUGAAGCUCAGAGACAAGUAGGAGAGACAUACCUGAAUGAAAAGAGUUCAAGAUCUCACCAAAUUAUAAGAUUGACGAUGGAAAGUUCUGCCAAGGAAUUUCUGGGCAAAGGAAACUCAACCACCCUAUCAGCUAGUGUAAAUUUUGUUGAUUUGGCAGGGAGUGAGCGUGCAUCUCAGGUAUCGUCAGCUGGGGUGAGAUUGAAAGAAGGUUGUCAUAUUAACCGGAGUUUACUUACUCUUUCAACCGUCAUUCGUAAGCUUAGUAAGGGAAGACAUGGACACAUCAAUUACAGAGAUUCUAAGUUGACACGCAUACUACAGCCCUGCUUAGGUGGCAAUGCUAGAACAGCUAUCAUUUGCACUUUGAGCCCUGCACGGAGUCACGUGGAGCAAACUAGAAACACGCUUCUUUUUGCUUGUUGUGCAAAAGAAGUUACCACUAAAGCACAAGUUAAUGUAGUGAUGUCUGAUAAGGCCUUGGUCAAGCAAUUGCAAAAAGAGUUGGCCAGGUUGGAAGGAGAGUUAAAAACUCCUGCUACCUCCAAUGUUGAUUAUGUAGCUUUGUUGAGAAAGAAAGAUCAACAGAUAGAAAAGAUGGAUAAAGAGAUUAGGGAGCUAACUAAGCAACGCGAUCUUGCUGAAUCAAGGAUUGAGGAUUUGCUUCGCACGGUGGGAAAGGAGCAGAUAUCUAAGAAAGAAGAAGAAAUAUGGGAAGAUGACUGUUCAGUGUCAGAGUCAUCAAGCAUUUGUGGUCCCAAUACACGCAUUAGAGAGUUCAACAAUCCUCACUAUAAUGGUGGAGACAGUGGAAGUUAUCGAGUUGAAGAAGACCUUGAUGAGUACUGCAAAGAAGUUCGGUGCGUCGAGUUGGAGGAGUCAAGUAGAGACAACUCAGAAUACCUCGAUCCAUCGGUAAAUGACAACGGGGAUUCGGCUUUGACAGUAUCUGGAGGGGAAAAUGGAUCAAGCCAUGAACUAUCUACACGUUUGAAUGAAGACAACCGUGAUGAACAUGUCAUGUCAAGAAACAUGUCAAAUCAUAGAAAUCUCAAUUUAACUAGAAGCUGGAGUUGUUCGGAGUAUCACAUGACUGGUUCUCCUGAGACAGGAGAAAUGGAGAGGACUCCAGCCAAUGGAUUUGAAAAAGGAUUCCCUGGAAGACCAGAUGGUUUGUGGAGAAAGUUCAAUCCAUUAAAUUACAGGAGUUCCACAAGUUUUUCAAGGAACGAUUCUCAGUCUUCUAUUGGAAGUCAGUCAGUGGAUGAUGAACUUAGAGGCAACAGCAUGGGAAUAUCUGGCGAUGAGGACAUUACUAGCAUCCAUACUUUUGUUGCUGGAAUGAAAGAAAUGGUUAAACUUGAAUAUGAAAAGCAGUUUGUUGAUGGUCAGGAUCAGGAGACAGAAAGAAAACUAGUGAAGUUUGAUAGGAAUGUGAAAGAUGUAGGCGUUGAUCCAAUGCUUGAGUCACCGGGAACUCCUUUCGAUUGGUCUGUGCAGUUUAAGAGACAGCAAAAAGAGAUAAUUGAACUAUGGCAAUCUUGCUAUGUGCCAUUAACCCACAGGACCUACUUCUUUCUUUUGUUCAGGGGUGAACAAACAGACUCCAUUUACAUGGAGGUAGAGCUCAGAAGACUAUGCUUCCUCAAAGAAACAUUUUUUGAUGAAAACCAGUCUGAGAAAAACAGCCAACCAAUCACAUUAACCAAAAGUGUGAAAGCUCUUCGGAGGGAGAGAGAAAUGCUUGUGAAACUUAUGCAGAAGAGGUUUUCUGAGGAAGAAAGGAAAAGUGUAUUCAAAGAAUGGGGUAUUGGAUUGAACUCAAAGCGCAGGAGGAUGCAGCUUGCAAACCGUCUAUGGGGAAAUACUGAUAUGAACCACGUAAUGCAGAGUGCUGCAGUAGUUGCGAGGUUAGUAAGGUUUUCAGAGCAGGGACGAGCCCUCAAGGAGAUGUUUGGACUUAGCUUCACACCUCAACUCACACGACGAAGAAACUCAUGGAAAAGUACCAGAGCAUCUCUUCCAUAG